Messenger RNA from Phytophthora nicotianae INRA-310, 246 nucleotides. RefSeq lists its product as hypothetical. The coding region runs from base 1 to 246 and encodes 81 amino acids. Lineage: Eukaryota; Oomycota; Peronosporomycetes; Peronosporales; Peronosporaceae. The record is from RefSeq and is a predicted model, not a curated record. The transcript has a single exon.
AUGAACCUUCUCAAGGUGAUUCCGCCAAAUUCCACGCUGUUUCGAGCGUGGAGACGACACAAGUGGUCAUCAAGUCGGUUGCCAGGCCUUCUGAAAUGGCUAAGCGACGGAGAGUCAGCCAAGAAAACGGUGGCGACGUCGAGGAGCGGUCUUGUGGCGUUAAAGUUGCGGGACGAUUGGCACCUCAAGUCGAAGAUCCUAAAGUUGCUGGACGGAAGCGCCAGCGCAAUGCCAAAGAAGGUGUAA